This is a messenger RNA of Photinus pyralis (common eastern firefly), 1180 nucleotides long. RefSeq names its product annexin B9-like. Gene Ontology annotation, cellular component: cytoplasm. NCBI's taxonomy places the organism in Eukaryota, Metazoa, Arthropoda, Insecta, Coleoptera, Lampyridae. Bases 108 to 1106 code for a protein of 332 amino acids. The record is from RefSeq and is a predicted model, not a curated record. Gene Ontology annotation, molecular function: calcium ion binding; calcium-dependent phospholipid binding. The transcript has 6 exons.
GCAGAAAUAGUUGCUAUGGCCCGUGGAUAAGAUAAACUCAUUUGAGGCAAUAAGAGACAAGAACUUGGAAGAGCAGCGGUAGUUGGCAGUGAACACUCACAUCAACAAUGGGUUCGUCGUACAAGUACGUGGUUGUCUUCCUUGCAUAUUUCAUCGUUGAUGGAUUAUCCUACCAACCCACGCAGAACGAAUUUAAAAAUGUCGGCUUUAAAGUGCCGAACUUCGACGCGUCAGCCGAUUGUGACUUAAUAAAACAUGCCUUGCAUUCGGGCGAACUAUCGACAAUUGUCAACAUUUUGACCCAUAGAUUGUAUGACCAACGGAUUGAGAUUGCUCAUAUGUACAAAACGAAAUAUGGCAAGUUUUUGAAAGAGGAGUUCGCGAGUCACGAUCUGCUGGUUGCCUUAGUUGUACCAACUCCCCUCUUUUACGCCAUGGAGCUGCAUAAGGCCAUUAUUGGUGUUGGUACCAAUGAAAAAGUCUUAAUCCAGAUUCUUUGCACUUUGAACAACAAAGACAUGUUAUCUGUUAUCAACGCUUACGAAUCUGAGUUCCACCAUAAGCUAAUGGACGACGUCAAAGGUGAUACCAGUGGAGACUUCAAAAACCUGAUGGUGGCAAUCCUUCAUGCAAACCGUGACGAAAGUGGAGUUGUCAAUAAGGCACACGCCGCCACCGACGCUCUUCAUCUUCACAAAGCAGGUCUCGAUAGAAUAGGGACCGAUGAGAGUGUCUUCUACGAAAUCUUGGGUACACGCAACUACAAUCAGUUGAGAUUAAUCUGCGACGAAUACAAGCACCUAUCAGGUCAUGAUCUUGAAUACGCCAUAGAAAAGGAGUUUUCGGGACAUGCUGAGACAGGGCUCUUGACAAUCCUUGCCGCCGCCAAGAACCUUCCAGGGUACUUUGCCGAGCAAUUACAUCACUGCAUAUCUGCGACCGAUAAGAACGAACAGUUGGUCACGAUUAUUGUUCCCAGAUCUAAACCAGAUAUGGGUUACAUCAAGCAAGAGUAUUCCAAAGUCUAUCAUAAGAAUUUGGAGUUUGAUAUUGCUGAAAACACCGAAGGCUUCUUUAAGGAAGGAAUUCUUAACCUGCUCCAUUGAUACCGUAAUGAUUACAAAGCAAAAUGAAAUGUAAACCUACCUAUAGGUACAUAAUAAACUGGUUCUUUGUUGCA